CGAAGAUGAUUUCAGACACACUGCUAGGAUACUGCCUCUACUCACUGAAGCAGAAUCCUCUGAAGAGUUGCUGAGGCAGAACUGAAAUCAUGGCUCGCCUCAAAGAAGCAGCUGUAUUGGCCGCUAAUGAUGCCUCGCACAGAAAGACAGUGCCCCUUUAACUCGGGGUUUUAAUGGGAAGUUUCUAAGCCUGAAACAACAGCUUUAGAUCCGGGAGUGCCAUCAGCUGCUCGCAGCCACCACUAUCUACUGCUGUAACACAGCUUGGUCGGGAAGAACGGAAACUAAAGAGGCUUCUAACUACCUGUAACUGUUCCACCGGGAAAUGGAUCAAGUGUUUGUCCAGUAUUAAAAUUAGAUGUUAUUUCCUGAGCAAAUGGACCUGGCAAAGGGAAGACACAGAUGCACUGCGUGAUAUAGGAAAAUCCAGUCAGGACUAAAAUACUGCCAUAACCAGCUCUCCAGCGUGCAGUCACCAUGAUCUCACCAGACUGAUGAUGGAAGCAAAGGGAACCUGGAUGUUCUGUGCUCUGCCAUCCCUGGACGAUGGAUGGAGGACAACCCAUCCCUUCGCCCCUCGUGCCCCUUGGGAACAUGUCAUCGGAUUCUAGCAUGUCUCUGGAGCAGAAAACAACGUUCGUUUUUGUGGUUUUGUUGUUUAUUUUCUUGGGCAUCCUCAUUGUCAGGUGCUUCCGGAUUCUUCUGGACCCCUAUCGGAGCAUGCCGACCUCGACCUGGGCUGAUGGGUUAGAAGGCCUGGAGAAAGGCCAGUUUGACCAUGCCCUUGCUUAGUGGGACAUGGGGGCCCUCUUCCUGAGGAGAGGAAGAGGUUCAUGCCCGGGCAAGGAUUCCCUUUAGGUAAUAUUCUCAACAAAUCAAAUUGUAACAAUAUCUCGUCUUAGGAUCACAGCUGUUAUUCCACAAACACAGAGCUGAAUUAAAGAUGUUUUAUUUGAGAACACUGGAAAUGAAAGUUUAUAUUACUAACCCUAAAAAUAGGAAGGUUUAAAUGUCUGUGUUUAGUCAAUGAAUGAAUACUGUGGAGCGUGUGACUGAAAUAGAGAGGAUCAGUGCUGACCAUAGACUUAGCUAUGGAACCAAGCAUUAUCUGGCCUGACCAGAGAAUUAAAGGCUAGAAAAGAUCUGUUCUGAAUCUGGUGACAAGACCAAGAGCCUGCCUUGCUCCCAUCAUGCCUCUGUUUGCUUUAUUUCAGAGGCGUCAGGGUCCCGAGCAUAGUAAGGAAGACUGUCUGGGAGGACUCGAAAUGGACUUACUUUCUCCUAAAACAGGGAGCCCGGGGAAGCAACGGGAGGCUUAACACAGAUGGUUCUGUCCUUGGUAAAUAUGAGUGAGAAUAAUAUCGUAUUAGUUUUCAAACAAAACUGAAUUAGAAGGCUGCAGAGCUUUUCAAAACUGCUUACCAGGCCUAGUGUAUUCUCUGUGUUCACAGUAAUAACAUAUGUAGAGGUAGCUACAUGGAACUUGAAUUUCCUUACAUUAAUAAUUAACAUAGUUUACAAGUACAGCUUUAAGUUCUUUUCUUUUUAAGUAAAAAGCCAACCAUUUGGAGAAGACGUUCACAGUUGUAACAGGAAUGUGCACUUAUGAUGCCUACAGUCACCAAAUAAAACUUCUCAAGAAUCAGCAAUGUCUCUUCUCAUUUCACCAAGACUAACAUGCUGGGAGUGAUGCGUCAUGUUGAAUGCUGAGGCUUAACAUUUUUCCAAGAGAGGGGAAAAAAGCAAGGAGCACG
Messenger RNA from Chinchilla lanigera (long-tailed chinchilla), 1754 nucleotides. RefSeq names its product cortexin 3 (gene Ctxn3). The record is from RefSeq and is a predicted model, not a curated record. The transcript has 3 exons. NCBI's taxonomy places the organism in Eukaryota, Metazoa, Chordata, Mammalia, Rodentia, Chinchillidae. The coding region runs from base 547 to 792 and encodes 81 amino acids.